This is a messenger RNA of Paramuricea clavata, 5995 nucleotides long. NCBI's taxonomy places the organism in Eukaryota, Metazoa, Cnidaria, Anthozoa, Malacalcyonacea, Plexauridae. The record is from the annotation of a GenBank genome assembly.
AUGUCAUCACGGAGAUGUUUUAAAGCGAGAAAGACUGUAAAAGUAGUGAGCUAUAAAGGCGGGAAAGUCAAUCGAAGAUCAACGCUUACUGUUCCCGUUAAAUAUGAUUCUGGGCAGAAUGCAAGUACAUCAUUGUCAUCUAUUUCUGGUGGGCAAUAUUCAUGCGACUCGCCUCCAGAAGUAAGCUUUGGUGCGGAUGAUGAUGUUGGCAAAACGUUUCAUUCGAAACCGAAAUGCGGAAAGCUUCGUUUAAAGAAGAAAAUAAACAGCUAUAGAAACAAGAAAAUUAGACUUGGGGAUGCAUGGCUUGAUGUUCGCAACCAGCUUUACUUAGCUGCGUUGGAGUUGCAAGCUUUACCCGAAGACCAGUACUGCAUUAUUCCUUCAUGCAAAGAAAAAGCGUGUUGCAGAUGCCUGGACUGUGGCCCUGUUCAUUUCAUGUGUGAUGAACAUACAAGCAUGAUACAUGCUGGUGGCCUGACUUUACACUGUCCUGAGAUUUGGAAGGUAUAUGCUUCACUGUUGUUUUUGGGGACUGCCCAGACAUGCUCAGAUGUUAGAUUUGAUUUUCAAAAACCUUGUACGAUACUGUAGUCCUAGGUUUAUCUGGAAGAUCCAGAUUAAUCCAAAAGUUGUCAAGUUUAUACAUGCUGACUGGAGACUUUUCAAUGAAAACUUUUCAAUGAAGACUUUUCAAUGGAGACUUUCCAAUGGGUUACUGACAGUGUUUUGAUUCUUAUUUAGUUUCUUUAUAGUUUAAAAAUGUUUCAUCAUCGACACACAGAUAAUAUAUUAGUUGAUAAUUCUAGUAGUAAAUACAUAUUUAAGCAUUCUGCAUGUACAUUGUAGAAUAACAGAUAUGCUCCAUACAAGUUUGGUGGAAUGGAGGUGUGGAAUACAGAACAUAAUGCAGAUCAUGGUUACUGUCGAGACAUUGUCGUUAUUAACAAAACUGAUAUGUAGCUGUUGUGUAGCAUUAUUUGGUUCAAAUUUAUUUAGCCUAUUACGCCUCUAUGCUGUAAGUCCCUUGGCAAGUAUUAUUAAUAAUAGUUGGGCACAUAGAUCUGGAUGCAUUAAUUCAGUUAAGGGGCUAAAUGCUUGUGUUAUUUUCAUUCAUUUUAUCGCUAAGGGCCUGGUUAUAAUAUGUAAGUUGUAUUAUUACAGUUGCAUUAUUGCUCUGAUCAUAAUACUGUUUAAUUCCAAAUGUUGGUGUGCUAUAUGUAGUUGAUGAAAUACACUGUUUUAACCAUUUCAAUAACCCUUUGAGUGACUGCAUCUAUUUAAUGUUAUAAUCAUGAGAGUACAUUGCAUUAUGUGGCUUUGAAUCGGCAUGUAUAUUUAUUGUAAAAAGUGAAUAUUAAACAGAACAAUUUCUGCCCACUGUAGGCCGUCAACAUCUUGUUAAAUUUAAAUUUUGUUGUCAUGAGCCUGAAUCAGUGACAUUAGUGCGACAUGGACUGUGGCCAGCAUCACCAAAAGAACCACAAGCAGCCUUUGAAAAUGGUUUCAUGGAAAUCCUGAAAUAUAUGUUCUUGGAGUGUAGAGCAUCAUUAAAAUCAAUUUGUCAAGCAAUAAAUUGGACUAUGCCUACACUUUCACCUGUCCAUGUAAGAAUACUUUAUCUUGAUUUUAAUGCCCAUCCAUAUAAUAUUGUGCAUGUAAAUAUUCAGUAAAUCAAUAUGAACUGAAAAUUUAUCACAAUGGAGACAGAGUGACAGACAAUGGGUGAGGGGUACUUCAGUGAGGAGUAAUCAUUAUAAUAAUGAAACUAGUACAUACAUGUACCUUGUUCAAUCAUUUAACUCAUUAACUUGCAUUACUUGUCCAACACCAGACAAUUUUUCUUGUCAAUUGGAAGCUCUGCAGCAAGAGGGUUACAAAAGGUUUAACUUAAUGAACCCAUUAAGUUGCAGAGCUUCCCUACUGACAAGUAAAAUUGUCAGACAUAAGACAAGUAAGAGCACACUACAGCACAAUGCAGCUCAAUGGGUUAAACAACAGGCUUGUACAAAUGUUUGUGAGAGAAAGGGUGGCAUAAGAGAAUUUUGAAACUGUCAAGCGAAGCAAAUUGUCAAGCCCUUUUAAUUAGAUGCAAUAUAGCAUUGAUGUAAUAUGUGCCAUGCUGGAUGUUUUUGUUUAGUAGUAUGACUUAUACGUAGUUCUUUGAAAUGAAAGGAUUUGUGGAUGUAUUCAUGCCAAAUAUAAAAUAGACUAUUAGUAAACAAAAUAAUGAGGACUGAUAGUUUCUUAAAUUUUUGAAUAACAUAGAUUAAAGACAUAUAUCGGCUGCUAGUUGGUGAAACUUUUGGGGAAUACAGGUAUCAUUGCCACUUGUUGGAUACAUUUGGAGGCAAAAACCAACAACUAAAUUGUGACAUGCAAUGUCCUGCUUGCCCAAAGGUAUAGAUACAGUAGAUUAAUGUAUAAUUGAGUAAAUGUACUUUAUGCUUACACUAAUUCUUCAGGUGCCCUGAGUUUUGUUUUACUUUGUGUUGAUACCCAGAUUACAUUUACAUGCAAGUUCAACUAAGCUGCACUAUGCAAUUUAGUCCCUUUUAAAUGCAAGAUGUGUGUCUACUGUUUUGCUUGUCAUACAGUAUAUUAUUAUGCAGAUAUACACAUAUGUCAUUUAAAUUACCUUUUUGUAGGAAAAUGGAAGCAUGUUUAUUUCAUUGGAUGCUUUAUUUGGCUGUGUUCGGAAAGUCAGUGCAGGAACAAGUGUUAGACCACCAAACCAUGGUGAAACACUUUUUAUUGAGCAGUCAAAGGUUGAUUCAUUUUUGAAGAAUUACCAAGGAAAAUCAUCAUUGAAAUUACAAGUAUGUAUAUGUACGAUGCAUGCAUAUAUCACAGUAAUAUGUGCUCAAUGCUAAUUACAUCAAUUUACCAUGUAUUUACAGAAUAGUUAAUGAGGAGUAAAAUUGUGGACUGAAAGCUAAAAUUUUUAACUUUUCAUCACAAGGAUGGCAAUAUACAUGUAUUCAACAUUUAUCUUUAUAUUAAUAACAGGUUGACACCAAAUAUAAGACUUUCUACCUUGAUCUGAGUAUUUACAGUGAGUGUAAGUGAAAAGCACACAAUUUUGUUUCCAGGAAUCAUGCAAUAAUUUUCAAGCUGGUUCCAGUCUAAGGUCUAAAGUAAAGACAAAGAAAUUGGAUGAAACAGCCAUAUUUGGUGCUGGGUGCCGACAUGAAGUUCCAAUAAAAUUCUUUAGUCUUAAAAGAGGAGAACAGUAAGUCAAUCUCUGAAUGUUUUCUAUUAGUUUACAGCAAUACAUUUACUGUACAGUAUGGUAGUCAGACAUCUUAUUGACCAGUGGCUUCAAAAGUAUCUGUAGUGUGUGAUUUACCCUCAGUGUUGUAUGAUCUACAGUAUAACAUUAUACAUUAUGUAGGAUUGGCAAUGCAGUUUAUCUGCUGAAAUGGCUAAAACAAAAUUUUGCAAAUCUGGAUAUCUACCUAUAUUAUGAUAUCGCAUGUACACUGGAAUCUCACUUAAAGGUUGUGUGUCGAAUCUAUAACAAUUAUAAUUUACGUACGAAUUUACAAUAAAUGUUUUGCUAUUACAUGUUUUUUAUAAAGAAUCUAAGAGAGUUUUAUUGGGUUUUAUUCACCAAUCAUAAAUUAGUGUAGGUAAUCACACAAGAUGGAGUGCAAUUAAUGAUUGACACUACGAGUGAUUUUUGGAAAGUGUGCUAAAUUUGUCACAUUUUUCAAAAAUCACGAAUAGUGUAAAUCAUUAAUUGCACGACUGUCUGUGUGAUUAUUUAUUUAUUAUAUUCAUGACAAAAUUAUAACUAUACUCCCACCCGCAGUAUUUAACUAUUCUCGUGGAUAAUUUAAUUUCCAUUUUAACAUCAUAGUUUCGGCACAGAGCCCAUUCCUUCUAAAACUUUAACCAACUAGCAGUACUCAUUUGUGGUUAGAAAAUGGACUGCCAUUUUCUUUUUUCAAAUCAUUAGUUGCACUGCCAUGAGUGAAAUUAAUGAAAUUCCUCUUAACCAAUAAGAUUGGAGUAAUUUUGUCAUGUAUAUAUCAUGACACAUCAAAGUGAUGAUCACACAUGUGCUAAGUAUCUAUUUCAACCAUUAAGCGAGUUUUGUUGUACUAUUUCGUGGUAAGCAAAACUCCAUUAGGCUGACGCUCAUUUAAGAUUUUUUGAUCAACACUAGAAAUGAUUUUUUUUCUUUGGUGUUGUGUACUCAGGUGAAUAUGCUGUUUGGGCUAGUAUUCCGUGGCCAGGCAUAUUUUUCAAGCUUGCCCGGUGUGGAUAUACACUCAGAGUAUAACACCACAAACAACUAGAAAUGAAUUUCAUGUUUUCGUGCAUUCAUGUCUUAUUCUAGGUACUGUACAUGUACAAUAAUUACCUUCAAUAUGUUGCCAGUGUAGGUAGCGGAUAACAACAUGAGCAUAAACGAUACAAUUGAAUUUUGUUGUAUCGUUUAGGUAGUGAGUGGAACUUUCGCUGUACCCCUUUAAUAAAACUGUAUCAUACAGUAUUUGAACUUGGGAACCACGCUUCGCAAGCGGGCGCCUAAACCACUGCGUUACAAGGAGCCCGCUAACUAUAUAAUUCUUACUAUUGAAAUUUGAAAAUAAAUCCUCUUCACAAGUUUUUUUAAUAGUAUAAUAGUUUAUUGUUUCUAUACAUUUAAUGUACUUCACCUUUUGUACUGUAGGUUCUUUAUAGUGGCCGACGAAUAGAGGGGUUUGGCUUAAGUGAUGGGGAAGUCAUGGAGCGAAUGUGGUCGUACCUGAGACCCUCAGCUAAAAUUACCAAGGAAAUGACCCCUUCACAUAGAGUGGACGCUUUGACAGACUUUCUUUUGCACUAUGGAAGGAAAUCUGUUGCACAAAUUGGUAAGUUUGUCAAGUACCAAAGAUAUAAAUAAACCUAGAUCGCGCUUCUCAGUAAUCCAGUAAUCGAAUUUUGAAGCCGCUCGCCGCCAUCUACUCCAACAUCCAGCGUUCUGAUUGGCUGAAUGCAGUCACUGUAUAUGAAUAAGAUAAAUUGGUCACCAUCUCGGUACUCCCAUUCGUCAUUCAUUUUGCUUCAUCGGAUGAGCAAUCUAGGUUUAUUUAUAUCUGUAGUCAGUGCCCUUUUGUUCGUGCGAGGCUUGUGAAUAAUUGUAUUUUGUAUAAAGGGUAAAUUGCUUUAAAUAUUCGUUGGAUUAUCAAUAUCCUUCAGUAUUCACUCGUAUAAACUGAUAACAUACUGUGCACGUUCUCGCAGUAUAUUUUCUAUGUACCGUUGACAACCAUUCUAGAAGUAAAUAAUUACUAUACAUAUUGUAUAUCUUCGCCAACAGGAGACCGUCUCUGCGACCAUAUGAAGAAAGCAGUACACAUGAAAGCCGAUACAAAUGAUCAGUUGACCGUGCUCCUUGGAAAUCUUACUGAAAGCGGUUCGUUCUUGAUACAUUGAGUUACAUAUUAAUUAUAUAUGAAUGGAAGAACUCGAUGUUUUCUUAUAGUUUGUUAUGGGGAAAAAUAAAUAAAUGGACAAGUUGCUAAAUAAUACAUGUAUUGUGUAUUCAAUGUAGGUGUUACCUUGAAUGAAGCAACCAUAGAAAAAUGGUCACAAUCAGAAAACGAAUUGUUUAGCAACAGGCAAGUGGGGAAAAAUGCAGGUAAGCUUUGUAUCUAUAAGUUUCAUAUUAACGCAUAUAGGUAAUUUUCACAUUUUUAUCUCUCUAUUUAUUUUUGUUUGUUUACAGUAGAUGCAGCAUCUUCAACUGAUGUUGCUGAACGUUAUGUAGUAAAGCUUAAAGAGUAUUAUGAUACAUCGUAAGUGUGUGUUGUUUGUGUUCUGUUUUAAAUCAAAGGCAUCAUAAUCAGUGGAAUAACUAAGUAAAUAAAACGAAUAUGUUCGCCAUGAUUGGUAGUUUAAAUUUUGUGUUUCUCCUUUUAGGAAAAAGCUCAAAGAAAUUAAUUUGGCUAACGAGGAGUAUUCAGUAUUGAGUUCAAAAUUAAAUAGGUACAGUGAUGCGUGA